Messenger RNA from Cricetulus griseus (Chinese hamster), 576 nucleotides. The record is from RefSeq and is a predicted model, not a curated record. Lineage: Eukaryota; Metazoa; Chordata; Mammalia; Rodentia; Cricetidae.
CCCACCCCACUCUCUACUCUUGUAGGUGGAGGCCGAGUGGAGCUCUCAGGUUCUGUGAACAGCUCAGCAGGUGGCUGCAGGGACGCGUGGGCUUCAGAAGGACUCUUGGUGGUGCUGCAUGACAAGGGCGGGUCCUGCACAGAGCUGCAGGCCUGGACACCAGGCUCGGCCCUUCAGGGGGAGCCCCUCUGGGUCCAGAACCUGGUUACUGGGACAGAGGACCAAGGAGAAAAUGAACCCAGCAGUGAGGCUAGGGCGGGCACCCUGCCGCUGCUGCCCUGUGCCAGUGCCUAUGUGACCCCGCAGCCACCCUUCUGCCAGCCUCUGGCCCCAGAGCUUCGGGUGCGCCAGCUGGAGCUGGGUGCAGAGCAUGUGUUGCUGCUUUGCGAAGCUGGCCAGGUGUUCUCCUGGGGUGGAGGCAGGCAUGGACAGUUGGGCCACGGGACGCUGGAGGCAGAGCUGGAGCCAAGGCUGUUGGAAGCACUGCAAGGCCUGCGGAUGGCUGAGGUGGCUGCAGGUGGCUGGCACUCUGUGUGUGUGAGUGGUGAGUGACCUGGAGCCUCUCCAAACAAGCUG